AUGCUGAAACAGAAAACAUCAAAGCACAGCUCGAGCCGAAAGGGGAGCUCUUCCAGCCAACCCAGUCCAGGCUUCCUGUUCAUCGCCAACAAACUUGUCAUCCGAGAACCAGGACGUGACGAUUAUCAUCACCUUAUUCCGCCUAGCUCACCAAACUACUACCACGGCGAGGUUCCAAGCAAAGUGAUGCGCUACAGGAACGGCGAAGUGUCUGAAGCAGCAGACUGGCGAUGGUACAGAGACGCUUCCACGCUUCCAGCAUCCGACGGACAGUUACUGCAAGUGGACGCCCGUGGAAACUGCAUCACGGAUCAGUAUGGACAGGUGUACCCGGCCGAGGAGUAUAAAACGUUUGGGGUUGCUGCUUGCAAUCCACUGCUCCCGAUCAUGGUCACGGAACAUGAUCCUCUGGUCACCAUAUCGAACUGGGAACUUUUACGUGUAUUUCAUCCACCAUUGAUUCCCGGGCUCUCUCAAAUGACCACCAUCACCAGCACCAUGGCUCCUGGGCCCGGUCCUUUGCUACACGUUGCUGGAAGGAACCCUGCGUGGAUUCCCGGUCUACUUCCUCUGACCUACAAAGCACCCCGAAACAAUGCACCUCACUCGACAGGCCUUGGAGGAGAGUUGCCUAUUGUCCUGGGGCUCAUGGCAUUACAUGCACCUCCAGGUGGCGAGAUGAGCAAUCAUUUGAUAGACAGUGUAUUUCUUGGACACAAUCGAUUAUGGAGACAUGGAGCUUGGAUGAGUGCCGAUGCCCCUAGAGGACAUCCCCCGACAGCUUCUGAGGAUCCAAAAGGGUUUAUUGUCAAGGUGUUUCUUGACCCAGACAACCAAUACUCAACUCGAGAAGAUCUCCACAGUUUUGAAUGGGAGAGGGCUAUUGUUCGAGAUUGACCGAUGUGACAGCUUAAGCUUGAAUUGAUUUAGUCUAUUAUUCAUUCCUGUAUGAAGCCUGCUCUGCAGUCUGCCCCAUGUUCGUUAUCCAUCCAUGAGCUAGUUGGUCUGACUUGUAGGACUCAGACUGCGUCGGGAAGCCGUACAGCGAUAUCGCCAGAUUGGGUAAUGUAUCGAACCCAAGGAAGCGAAGGAUAUUGCAACUACAAUUGUUAGCCUUGAUCGAGUGUUUGAUGAGAUUCGUACCUUUGGCUCGGUAAUCUUUAGAUACCGAACCUGAAUACCACUUGUGGUAAAGUAAGGGAUCUCAAACUUGACCUGGAUAGGUCGCUUGGCACCCUUACCCACUCCCCCGACUCCUCCCAUGCUACCACCGAAACCACCCAUCAUACCACCACCUUGUUCGUCAUCUCCUCUCACGCUUGGCAGGCCCAGCUCCGCACGCAUGAGAAAUUCCUUACCACCACCAAAUUGUUUAAUCUUCCAGACAAUAGCACUUUGCUCAGGGGCGUAAUGGACAGAUCCGAUGUUUGUUCGGAAGCGAGGGCUGUCGGCGUCAUCUGGAACGGGAACCACGAUUUCAACAUUGUUGGCGGUACUGCGGCGCUUGAACUGUGCUCGAGCCUUGAGCAUGUAUUCGAUUCGGGAGCCUGAAUGGGAUUCGACAACGCAUUCAACCCAAAUCAGGGGCUUGACUUGGGUGUUGAGACGGUAGGACAUGAGCUCGAAUUCGCCGUCAGGGGGGAUAAAGGAGAUGGUUCGGUCGUUUUCGAAUCGUGAUAGUCGUACACAUUGGUGGAACUUGACGUCUUCCAUCUCGAUAGCUUUACCGCGGGUGGCUCGACCGGUUGUCUCAAACAUGACCUUGUCAUUCAAUCCUAGACGCAGCUCGGGCAUACCGCUGAGAUAACACUUCAUCUUGAUGGCGCCAAGAAUUUCUGAUCGAAGGACGUUGCCGUUUGCAGACACCAAAAGGUUGAGAGACUCGACAACGUCGAGGAAUACUUCGUUCUUGCGGUAGCGGAUACCCUCUGAUCGCCACGACACGGCGUUUGUGACGGCAAUUGGUGGCCGUGCUUGGAUCUCGAGCUUGUGAGAUUCCUGGGUGAUGUACUCCUGAAGGAUCUUGGACUCUGUUGUUUGAGGAUAACCAAAGUCCAUCAUUUCGUCGAGAAGUUCGUAGAUGAUGACAAAGUUGUCUCGGAUGGAUUCUUCUUCUAAAGCUUUAAAGUACUCGGUAAAGACCUCGACGAUCUUGUGAAGGAAUAGGAGGAUUUCGGCGGCAUUCGUGUUUCGUUUCGUAAGGGCGAGGAGGUAGAGGUUGUUGUGGCGGAUGUAGAGGUACUAUUCAGUUAGCAGGGCCAACAAGCAUAGAGACUACAUACGUUGAUGCCUUCGUGGGAGAAGCAUGGUGGAACGGCAGAGGAGUCUUCCUCAGCUUCUGAAAGGAGUACGGGGAACUUUUCGACUGCUGACAUGGGAAUGUCACCGCGAUAGUUGCGGGCAAGAAGGGUCUACACUGUCAGCUACGUCACACCCAGUGGCGUUCAACACACCUUGCCCUUGAGAUCUAGAAAGAAGAGUGCGGAUGCCAUGUUGGAUGUCUUGGCGGAGCGGAAAGGAGGUCGCGAUAGAUGCGACGGUCAAGAUCGAGACGAAGAGGUCAUGCGCAGUAACAAAGACAACAAUCAAUAAGGAGAGGCUGAAUAGGAAUUAAGGACUAUAGAGAAGCGCAGGCAAUCAUCAUGGUCCGAGGCGCAAUGGAUUCGUGGUUAAGCUAUCUGUCUGUUUCGCUGGCAUCUUUUGGAUGCCUGGUCAUUCCAGCUGUGACGACACGGUAGAAUGUCGGAUAUGGUGGGGUAGCUUGAGCUUGUAGUCACGUGAGAGAUGGAUCAGAAAUUUUGAUUAAAAGCUUUGGUUUUUUUUUUUGUUUCUGCUUGUUUCCCUCUUCUCCUCAACGCACCCUCUAGACAGUGCAGACCAUUACCUAGCCUGCAACCGAAUGGCAUUCUGUCAUUUCAGCCGUGGAGCCGUUGAUGUGAGCUGCGAUUUCGUGGUGCGGAGAGGGAGAACCUGGCUCCAUUAAGAACUGCCCGAGUAUUAUUAGUUGCUUUGGCGGUGUCAGAGGAGCCGGACAUGCAAAUUCGUGACUGGACAGAUUUGUGACUGAGACAUGGAAUUCGAUCUGGGGUAAAAUGUGGCAGGUGACCGCAGCCUCGACUUUUGUUGGGGUAUCGUGUCCGAAGGCGCUUGACUUCAGGGUCUCUGCUUUGACGAGAUCUGCAAUCAGGGAUCUUGGGUUGUCACAAUUGGACUCGUAAAUCGUGGCAAAGUUAAAUUUGCAAAUGCAUGUCCAAUGAGCUUGUGACCGGUGCAUCCAUCUCGCGUUUAAUCACAAAGUCGAACGCGAGGCUGUCCUGUGUCUUGAGCUGCGGAGUGGUAUCUCCAGCUCACAAUUUACACAAAACGACACGACGGAGUAAUUUGAGCGUUUGAGAUUCAUUAACUCUGUCCGUGCAGAAUGUCCGUUCAACCGAUUCAGGGUCCAAAUAGCCAAUCUCAAGACUAUCGCAACUAUCGCCGGCAAUGAUACCGUAUCGUUGCGCUAUUGCUAUCUGCUAGCAUGAAUGCUACUCCGUACUUGAUCGCACAUGCAAAUUCACAUGUUGAUCAGUUAUCGGGGACCAAAUACAGGUCCGAUAAAGUAACCGAAUGCCGA
Fusarium verticillioides 7600 is the source of this 3616-nucleotide messenger RNA. RefSeq lists its product as hypothetical. Bases 1 to 897 code for a protein of 298 amino acids. The record is from RefSeq and is a predicted model, not a curated record. The transcript has 3 exons. Lineage: Eukaryota; Fungi; Ascomycota; Sordariomycetes; Hypocreales; Nectriaceae.